GAGAGAGAGAGAGAGAGAGAGAGAGGAUCACACAUGCUAUAAAUAGGAUUGCAAGAAGAGAGUAUGGUGUCAAAUUCACAAUCGAGAGAAUCAAUUAUAUAUAUUAGUGUGUAUUUAAGAGGUGCUCUCAAGGGUAAAAGCUAGCAUUUUUGUCUUCGGCCCUCCUGUUUGAUUGGAAAAAAAAGGAACUUGGAGAUUAAUGAAGAUGGAGCUGACUAGUGCUACUGGUAUACUUAAAAAUGAUCUUAUGUGUGAAGAGUCGUUUGUUGACAUUCGAAUAGUCACGGAAAGGGAUCUUAUGUGCGAAGAGCUGAUCAUUGAUGUUCCACUGGUCAUGGAGCCAGCCCAAUGGCCCGAGUGUUGCAUCUAUAGGGUCCCUAAGAAUCUUCGCCAAAUAAAUAAAGAAGCCUACAGUCCAAAGCUUAUCUCGAUAGGCCCUUUUCACCACGGUAAAGAAGAAGUGAGGGACAUGGAAAAGCUGAAAGUGAGAUACUUGAAGGAUUUUUGUUAUCGAACUGGAAAAUGUCAAAAAGAAAUAGCAAGGGUCAUUGAAGAAAAUGAAGUAAAGAUACGUCAUUGUUACGAAGAGAUCUUUGAUAUCAGCAGUGAAGAUUUCGUGAAAAUGGUUUUAUUGGAUUCCACCUUUAUCAUUGAGCUUUUCUUGAGAGCUAAUGAUAAAAAGGAUUGCAUGUCAAGUAAACCAUUGUUGAAUUGCCAUAUACAGGCAGACUUGAUAUUACUUGAGAAUCAGCUUCCAUUCUUCAUUCUCGAGGAGUUGCAUAAGAAAUUUUCCCGAAAACAAAACAGCGAUAAUUCAUUUUUUAUGCUUGCCAGCAAUUAUUUUACUUUGUAUAUCAAGAAUACACUAGCUGAGAAUAAUGAAGUAAAACAUUUCACUGAUUUGAUCAGAUAUUCUCGUCGCCCACAGUCAAAAUUAAAAUUCGAAGAGAGAUGUGAACUAUAUAGUGCAACAAAGCUACAUGCCGCAGGAGUGGUAUUCAAAAAGAAUGACAAGGAAGGUCCACUUGACGUAAAUUUCCAGAAGUGUCAACCCUUGGAUAAAUGUCCAUGCUUCACUUGCUUAUGGCUCUUAAAUUGGUUACCGUGCCUGAAAUGCUUUUGGUGCUUGGAACGUAUGCAACCUUUGUUGAAUUUCCCAAGCAUCACGAUAGAUGACGGAGCUGAAGGCCUUCUCAGAAACAUCAUGGCAUUGGAGCAAUGUCAUUAUCCACUUGAAGCUUACACAUGCAACUAUAUGUUGCUAUUGGAUUAUCUUAUCGACACCAGAGAAGAUGUGGAUUUGCUGGUUAAAGAAAAGAUUAUAGCUAAUCAGUUAGGAAGUAAUGAAGCAGUUGCCAAUAUGGUAAACAAAAUUAGCCUUGAAAUUGUGGAAAAUAAUUCUUGUUACGCUGAUCUCGCUAAAGACCUUAAUAAGCACUAUGAUCAAUGUUGCAACCAUAAUAUGGCAUCCUUGAGAAGUAUCUAUUUUGCUGAUGUUUGGAGAGGUACUGGAACUAUUGUGGGGCUUAUAAUCUUUGGAUUCACUUUCUGGAAUACCAUUAGGCCUUAUGUAAUCAAAUAGAUUCAGUCCGUUGAGUUUGAACUUGUCAUUUUGUUUAGCUUUGUGACAGCCUUUCAUCAAUUGGCUUGUCUAUCCUAUUCCCUAUAUUUGGCACUGGUUGUUUGAAUUUUUUUUUUUUUUUUUUUUUUUUUU
Molecule: messenger RNA, 1714 nt
Organism: Quercus robur (English oak)
Lineage: Eukaryota; Viridiplantae; Streptophyta; Magnoliopsida; Fagales; Fagaceae
Product: UPF0481 protein At3g47200-like
Exons: 2
Coding region: 200-1582 (460 amino acids)
Source: RefSeq, a predicted model, not a curated record